Rhodofomes roseus is the source of this 1410-nucleotide messenger RNA. RefSeq lists its product as uncharacterized. Gene Ontology annotation, biological process: lipid storage; positive regulation of triglyceride storage. The record is from RefSeq and is a predicted model, not a curated record. The transcript has 3 exons. Lineage: Eukaryota; Fungi; Basidiomycota; Agaricomycetes; Polyporales; Fomitopsidaceae. Gene Ontology annotation, cellular component: lipid droplet; cytosol. Bases 72 to 1190 code for a protein of 372 amino acids.
CGCAUCUUAUCGCGGCUGCUUCCCUCACCGCACACGACACUCCUCCCACUCAGUCAACGUCGCGCACGACGAUGGCGACCCAAACGACCCAGGAGACGACCCGCACGCCCGAGCUCACCAUCAUCUCGCGCGUCGCGUCGAUCCCCCUCGUCUCGUCCUCCCUCAGCACCCUCCACGACACCCUCACCAACAACACGUACACCUGCCAGCCCUACACCACCGCCACGACGCUGUCCAGGUCCGCGCUCGGGUACGCAGAGCCCCUCCAGCACCGCUUCGCGCCGCUGCUCGUCCGCGCGGACGAGUACGCGAACCUCGGGCUCGACGCGGUCGAGAGCCGGUACCCGUACCCGUUCAAGACGACACCGGAGGACAUCGUCAGGGACCUCAAGGCCCGCAGCGACAACGCGAAGGACCUCGCGAACAAGACCAUCGAGGCGCGGGUGAAGAGCCCCGUUGCGAACGUCGCAGGGGGCAUCGACCAGCGCUUCGCACCCAUUGUCGACUACUUCCAAGUCGCGGUUCAUAAAAUCUACCCCUCUGCGAACGGCACUGCAGAGCCCGCGUCCCCGGAGACCAGGUACCAGUACCAGCGCGCCUACGCGCUCUCGAGGGAGCUCUCCGACCAGCUGCGCACGUACUCCACAGAGCAGUUGAACCAGCUCAAGACACACAACGCGCUCGUCAAGCGUGCCUCCGAGACAGCCCACGACCUCUCCACGCUCGCGUCGACGGGCUACGGCACUGCCCAGACGAAAGUGCACGCGUUGUCCGACACGAUGCUCACGGAGCUGCACCAAGUGCGCGCAACGACCGCGGCCCUCCCCGCGCACGCGCAAGCCGCGUUCUCGGACAUCUCGCAGCAGCUCUCGUCGACGAUCGCGGACCUGACGGUGAUCCUCAAGUCCGAGGAGCCUGUGCACGCGAAGGUGACGAGGGUCAAGGAGACCGUGCAGGGGCGCGUGCAGCCGAUCCUCGCCGCGGCGACGGCGCGUGUGCAGGAGAUGCUGAGCGUCGUGCGCGCGCGCGUCGGCGAGAAGACGGAGCAGGGAAAGACGGUCGUGGGCGAGGGUAUUGCGCUCGGCGAGGGCGCGGUGGUCGAGGUUGUGGAGGGCGCGAAGCCGUCGGAAGAGGAGGCGGCACCUGUGACGGUGGCGAACGGGAACGGGAACGGGAACGGGCAUGCGUGAGGUCUCUCGGUCGUGUUCCUUGUUUCCUGUCUCAUUGUGGAAGGCGGUGUGCCUACGACCUGACAACUAUUCUCUCCUCUCUUUUCGCGGCUUGCCAUAGACGUUGCACCACUCUCUUAGAUUCCGGUACGAGCACAUGUAUGUAUCAUACUCGUAGACGACGCUUGUGAGGGCGUAGGUUGUUAUGAUACUUGGAAUAGAAAUGUGAACUUACGAAGUG